Messenger RNA from Besnoitia besnoiti, 1626 nucleotides. RefSeq lists its product as uncharacterized. The coding region runs from base 1 to 1626 and encodes 541 amino acids. The transcript has 2 exons. The record is from RefSeq and is a predicted model, not a curated record. NCBI's taxonomy places the organism in Eukaryota, Apicomplexa, Conoidasida, Eucoccidiorida, Sarcocystidae.
AUGGAUGCUGUCAUGGUUGUGCACCAGCUGCAGCGGCUCGCUGCGUCGCCGAAUCCUUCGCCGGCGGUUGCGGCGAAGCUGCCGCGGGUCGCAGUCGGGAUUUGCUACUUCAUCGAGCACCCGGAGGUCGGCGUCCGCCAGCAGGCGGCCAACGCCGUGCACAGAGUCGUCUCGCUGCAUGCGGAGUUGCUCAGAAACACGCAGGAGGGCCGCGAGCUGGAGGCGAUGCUGGAGCGCCACGCGGAGAGCUCCAAGGAUCCGCUGAUCGUCGAGAGCUGCCAAGCUACGCUGGCGAUCUUCCGCGCCGGGCGAUCACCCUCUGGAGGCGCAGCCGCGCCUGGGAACCCCCUUCGCAGCGACGGCGCCGCCACAGCGGAAGCCGCCGCGUGCUCCCGCGCCGACGAGCGAGGCCGGUCGUGGGCGCCGCUGAGCGAGAGCUGCCCGCGAAAAGAAGGCGACAGCGUGAUGAUGCGCCGCGGAACCUCAGGUCCUGCGGACCCCCACGCAGGCCACAGCGGCGUGGACCGCGAGGAGAAAAAGAGCGCGGCGAACCGUCUCGGCGAAGCAAAGGAGGGAGCGAUGUCUCCGCUCGCGGCUUCGGACCCGAGACGCGGUGGCUCGCCGCUUCCGCCGCCUUCCCUCCACGCGGGGGCCUCGCUGCAGGCUACCCACGGGCCUCUCGAGGGCGAGAUGUGCACCGUGCUGCUGGGUCUGCGGGGCUUGGCGGCGGAAGUGCGGCGCCUGGAGGGGAACGUGUCGCUGUCGAGUGGAGUGCUGCCUCCCGCGGCCUCUGCACCGCCCUCGUCUGCGACCCCGUUUGGCCUCCAGAAGUCGCUCUUCACAAAGCUCGACGCGCUGCAGCGCGAGAUCCAGUACCGACUCGUCCGGGUGCCGGGCGUGAGCAGCGCGACCAUCACGCUCAACACGCGCGGCCUCUGUGCGCAGCUCGAAACUGAGGACCUCGAUCAUCGCCCGGCGCGGGGCGACGGCGAGGAGGGCGACGGCAUCGCCGUCCUCCUCGUGCGGCUCGCCCACGACCCCAAGAAGCGCAAUCACCACCUGCAGCAGAUCCGCCUGGCUGCAGGCCCUCGCACGCUUGUCCUCCGCGCGGAGCGCGUCUACGACGGCGUCCGGCGCGGCGCCGGCGGCGACCGGAAGCGACGAGACCGGAGAGGCGGGGAACGCAGCGGAGACCGGGACACCCAGCCGCGCGCGCAGGCGCACCACGAAGAGGCGGAGGCUGGCCUCGACGCCGACGGCGGAGGCUCGCCGCCGGUCGCCAAGGGCCCCGCCUACUUGGACGACGAGGCUGUCGUGCGAGGCGACCGGAAUGACCUCGGCGGACUGGGGGAAGACGAAAGCUGCGGACGCGCAGGCGCCGGCGAGGGCCUUCACGGGUCGGGAGAGACCGCUGCCGGAUACUCCUUCUUCAGCCGAAGCUCCGUCCUGUUCAGUCAGUCUCGCUUCCUGGGGAGCAGCAUCCUGCCCUACGAAGAUGACCCCGAACUCGCGUCUAGGCUGAAGCGCGAGAAGCAGAAGAAGGUGGAAGAACGUGUGAAGCUCCUCGAGUCCCAGACCGUGCUAGAUCGCGUUUUGGGGAACAUCGGCAAAGUUCGCUUCUGGUGA